UCUCGGCUCUCUCUCUCCCUCCCUCUCUCUCUUUCUCUCUCUCGGCUCGCUCUCGGCUGAUGGGGUAAGACCCGACUCAUAAUGGGAGAUGAUGGACACUUCUCACAGGGUGUAGGGUGUCCAGUGUUUUUUCUUUCAGAAGCACAUUGUAAGUUUUAGCUGUUUUAGAAUCACAAUAAACCAUCUGUAUCCAUAGCUCAACUGAAGCAGAAGCAAUUGUCAGGAUUCAAGGUAAUUGUCAGACCACCCCCCCUCCCCACUCACUCACUCACUCACAUAAACACACACACACUCUUUCUUUCUUUCUCUCUCUUUCACAGACACACACACACACUCAGAGGGAGAGAGAGUAUCGUAAUAGAGUAAUAGUCUUCGUAUCCUUCCCCAGUUCCCUAGUGCGUGUGUGUGCUAUUUUCUUAAUGUGUGUCCUUUUUUUUAGACAUUGUUAUGAGCUGUUGCUUGAGCCUUUGGAAUUUUCAGCUGGGUCCAGGCCUUACUGCAACCUUCACCAUGGAUAAAGGAAGUUAUAAAUUCUGUUAGUCCUCAUCAUAUCUGGGUUCAACUAGGCUGUGAACGCUGUUGCAGUCUCGUUGGCAACAGAUUCCUCCUCAUGUUUUUUUUUCAUUCUCUAACUAUACUUGAACAAUGUAUCCAAUUCUAUGAAAACACAGGCACAGAAACAAUUGAAUGUAUUUCAGUGGAAACUAGUUACAAUCAAAAUAGAAAAGUAGCCCUGACCUUUUGACCUUUCCCCAGAUGUGUUGAAUCCACAACCCAAGGAAUGAGUCAUUUACGAAUAUAUCUUCAUAGAUAUAUUGACCUUUAAACCUCCUCUCUAUGGCCCCUCAAGAGCCACAACACACAAAAUUCUCUUCAGCCACAAACCAUGGAGCUCAGCCUCCAUCAAAACCCUCUCUCUUCCUCACUGCUGUUUAUGCUGUCUGUGGAGUUCAUCUCAGCAAAACCCAUAUUUGAAUGUAAAUGGAUGCUGGUUUUGUGCGAUCUUGUGUAGCCAGUAUGUGUUCCUACGGCAGAAUUCAUAUUAUCAACCAGGACAGCGAGGCACAGUUGGAACAUGAUAAUCGCUCAGCAAUUAUCUUUGUCGUAGUUUGACUUUUAAGAAAAGGACAAAUCUGACCAGUUUUUCUUUUUUUUCUUUAGCCCUGCCCCUGAUACAGUCAGAAAAAUGCCGGCUGCCUUCAUUCCUUUUUUUUAGCCAUUGUUCCCCCUCAACUAAAAUAACACACAGACCUGUGACUGACUGAGUCCCUGACCCUUGUCCUUCAUGCUUUGCUUGUUAUUUUACCUUGUUGGACUUAAAAAAAAGAGCCAGUCAACUUCUCUGAGAGAUGGAAUGCUGUCCAUGCUGUACAUCUGUUAUUAUCCUCUGCUCUGUGGUAGGGUGGUGUCUGUUCUUUCUGGGAAGAAGCCUUAGAGGGGUAUGUCUGCGCUUUUGACUACUGGGUGUUGACAGACCAGACCCCAAUUUCUCAGUAGCUGCUGCUGCUGCUCCUCAGCGGCCCUUGUAACUAUGAGAAAGAGACAGAAAUAUGAGAAACAUGCUAUCGAUAUCAUUUGCAUUAUCUGUAUAAGGCUAGGAGGCUGAGAAGCAUCUUUGAGCACCAUUCCUUACCUUUAUCAGAAACUAUUUUCCUGACAGCUACUUAUGUCAGCUAUUCAGGACAUCCGCCUGUGACCCAUAGUCCUCUGUUGAGAUAUUCUAAUAUCUGCUCAAGUUUUUUAAGAGAGCCAAGGGGCAUGGCUUUUCCCAGACUAUGAGCAAGUCCAAAAAGGCACUGCAUUGAUGUGCCUGCUUCAUAUCACUGUCCAACUUGACAAUGAUGGAUAGGAGGUUUGUAGAAUAUCAGGACACGCAAUUCUUCACAAAGCUAGAUAGAUGUCCAUCCUAAUAUCAGAUGAAUCCGAUCAUUCCCAUUAUCAAGACUGUCAAUCUGUCCCGUAACUUCUUUAGCAGAUGUUGGGGAAUUGAAUGGAAAAUUAUAAUGUAAUCAACAAAAGAAAAGAUUUUAAUAUAGGACUAUAAAAUAGUUUUAUUGACAAACUCGAUACUUUUUAUGUGCCAGUUCAAUUUACUGUAAUGUGGACUGAAUCCACUUCUUUUAGCCACCAGAAGAGGGCACUCCACUUUUAGUUCAGCACCUCAUACUACUCAUGCACAGUAUAUUAACAAAAUGCUGUCAUUCAAAACAACUUCUCCAAGUAUGGAGAAAGUAUAAACUUGAUCAUUACUGGGAAGCAAAAUUGUGUCUCUGUAGCUUGUACCUUGCUUAAUUAGUUCAGCCAUGAAUUAGUGCAUGUAAUAAAAAAUAUAAUUUAUGUGAAAUGUGACUGAAUAUCCAAGAUAGCAGGGAAGGAUACACACCCAUUAACAGAUAAGGCGCUCUAUGUUUUGCCUGCACUUGUUGAGAAACCACAGGGCACCCUGGCUUUGAAUACUUUAGGGAUUAGGCUACAUGAGUUUUCCAUCACUAUCAAUGUCAGGGGCAUAGGUCCAGGCAAGAUGGGCCCUGUAGUUUGCAUUCUUUCUCUAGGAAUGUGCAUUCCAAGAUGUCUGUCUUUCAGGGGUCUCUUGUAGUCUGAACAGUGGACAUCUAUGUGGGCAAUAGAUGAACUGCAUUGUGUCAGUUCUUACCAGUUUCCAUGACAAUGAAAGAUUUAAAUAGCCUCAGAUUAUUAUAACCAUUUUUUUGCCUUGCAUUCUCAUUGAAAAAAAUCUAAAUUUUUGGAAGGUCUUUUUUUUAAAUCUUAUUUGGCCUCACACCCGAAGAGAAAUAAAUAUGGUAGGCCUGAUUAUUAGCCUAUCAAAAUACUAUUUAAUAAUGGAUUUUUCUUAAUCCAGUCUGCUCUUGUUUUCUUCCCAUUCAAAUUAAAUAGGGCCUCCUGUAGUAAAACUUAUCAUUGAUGUCAUCACACUGAGCGUUACAUUUCCAGUGAAAACUGAUGUGUGCUCUCGCAGCUGGAAAAGAGCACGGUGAACGUGUUGUUCUCCACUAUGUCUCUUUGAACAAGGGACUCCGUCGAACACAGAGCAAUAAGGCAUGGUUGGAAGAGCUGGUAUGCCUUUUUUCACCGAAUAAUUCACCCACGUCGACUGUAUACACCCAUGUACAAAGGAAUGCAGUGACAAUUGGGUUAACGAGACAGACUCUCCCUCCCAGACGGGGCGGGGAGACAAAGCGACCACCAUCCGGCGAUUGGCUGUUUAGGAUAUUACAUCACUGUCAAAGGCGGAUCUCCAAGAGCCAUGACGCGAUACUGUAGGGGCGUGUUGUCGGGAAAUCAGCUGUAGAAACAAUAACAGAAAGAAUACUGGAGGAGCAAGGGUUUGAGACGAAAUGCAAUUGCAUUUUCGCAAGAAAGAAAGUAGUCUCUUUUAGAAUCAUCGACAUUACCCCGCAGGUGUAGACAGAGGAAGGGAGUUUCGUAGUUGUCAGCGACAUAUUCGCUUCAAAAGCUUUGCCUCACUUUCAGCAGAGGAUAGCGAGCGUGGAGAUGCCGCCUAUUUGACAGCUGUGUGGCUUGAUAAGGCGUCCGACGACACAUUAAAAAGUCCUACACCUUUGUAGCAACUUUGUUUGGCCUCUACUCCUGCACCCGGCGUAACGGGAUCCAGGGGUGGAACUGAGGCGGACUGGCAUGUGGGUCAAUUCUGGAACAGUCGGAAGCAGGGCUGGAGCUGGAGACUGGGGACCCGAGCAGACAGACCUCUUGGCCCGCAGGCAGCCUGUUUGAGCUGCUCUCUGGCCCUGUUGACCUCCUGAAGAGUAAAGGGCCCUCUCCAUGGAUAUAGACACAGACUAUGAGCGGCCCAAUGUGGAGACGAUCAAAUGUGUGGUGGUGGGCGACAACGCGGUGGGCAAGACGCGGCUGAUCUGCGCGCGCGCCUGCAACGCCACCCUCACGCAGUACCAGCUGCUCGCCACCCACGUGCCAACCGUCUGGGCCAUCGACCAGUACCGUGUCUGCCAGGAGGUGCUGGAGAGGUCCAGGGAUGUGGUGGAUGAGGUCAGUGUAUCCCUUAGACUGUGGGACACCUUUGGAGACCACCACAAAGACAGACGCUUUGCCUAUGGCAGGUCGGAUGUGGUGGUGCUGUGCUUCUCGCUGGCCAACCCCAACUCUCUGCGCCACGUGCGCACCAUGUGGUACCCGGAGAUCAAGCACUUCUGCCCCCGCACCCCCAUCAUCCUGGUGGGCUGCCAGCUAGACCUGCGCUACGCCGACCUGGAUGCCGUCAACCGCGCCCGACGCCCCCUAGCAAAACCCAUCAAACCCACAGACAUCCUGCCUCCGGAGCGCGGCCACGAGGUGGCCAAGGAGCUGGGCGUGCCCUACUACGAGACCAGCAUCGUGGCCCAGUUUGGCGUCAAGGACGUCUUCGACAACGCCAUCCGCGCCGCGCUCAUCUCCCGGCGCCACCUGCAGUUCUGGAAGUCGCACCUGAAGAAGGUGCAGCGGCCGCUCCUGCAGGCGCCCUUCCUGCCCCCUCGGCCGCCGCGGCCCAUCGUGGGCAUCCCCGACCCACCGCAGGCGGACGGCGAGGGGCCGGACACGCUCUUCACGCGGCCGCUCUGCGCCGACGUGCUCUUCCUCCUGCAGGGCGGCGCCGUGCGCGUCUUUGCCCACAAGGUGUACCUUGCCACCUCCUGCUCCAAGUUCAACGACCUCUUCACCAUGAGCCUGUGCGGAGGAGGAGCAGCAGCAGGAGGAGGAGACAGUGUGGAGAGCGAGGGAGGAGAGGAGCAGAUGGAGGGAGGAGGAGGAGGAGGAGAAGGAGAGGAGGAAGAGCAAAGCAGACGUGGAGCCAAAGAGCAGGCCGGCCGCACCAAGAGCCUGGACAUUGAUAAGGACGGGGGGGUGGGCGAUGGGGGCGCGCGGGGCGCCUGGCGUCCACUCCUGCUCCAGCAGGGCUCGCUCAGGACUUCCCAGAGCGACAACGCGCUCCCCGCCCGGGGACAGGCUUCCACCUCAGGGGCCUUCGGGACCGGACGCGCUCUGAUGGGCUGGGGCAGGGGCUUCCUGGGCGUCUGUCUGGAGCACGUGGACGACCCGAUGACUGGACGGCCGCGACUCAUGACCGUGGUCUCCAUGGACAGCCUCAUUCAGGAGGGACCCUUUCAGGCGGUGCUACAGUAUUUAUACACGGGCAACCUGGACGAGGGCCGGGGCGACCUGAUGCAGGUGGCCACCAUCGCCGAGCUGUUGGAGGUGUUCGACCUACGCAUGAUGGUGGCCAACGUGCUGAACCGCGAGAGCUUCAUGAACCAGGAGAUCACCAAGGCCUUCCACGUGCGGCGGGCCAACCGCAUUAAGGAGUGCCUCAACAAAGGCACUUUCGCUGAUGUGGUGUUUCGGCUGGACGACGGCUUCCUGCCGGCCCACAAGCCCCUGCUCAUCUCCAGCUGCGACUGGAUGGCGGCCAUGUUCCGCGGCUCCUUCAUGGAGAGCUACGUAGAGGAGGUGGCGAUCCCCAACACUAAUAUGGCGUGUAUGCGGGCCGUGCUGGAGUAUCUGUACUCCGGGCUGCUGAUCCCUAGUUCUGGCCUCGAGCCUCUGGAGCUGAUUGUCCUGUCCAACCGCCUGUGCCUCCCCCGCCUGGUGGCCCUCACAGAGCAGCAUGCUGUGGAUGACCUGCUGCACAUGGCUGUGAAGGGGGUUGACGUUGACGGACAGGUGCUCGCUUACCUGGAGAUGGCUCAGUUCCACAACGCUAAGCAGCUAUCAGCAUGGUGCCUGCAUCACAUCUGCACCAACUACAACAGCGUGUGUCGCAAGUUCCCCAAAGACAUGAAGAACAUGUCGCCAGAUAACCAGAAGCACUUUGAGAAGCAGCGCUGGCCGCCUGUCUGGUUCCUGAAGGAGGAGGACCGCUACAAGCGCUCGCAGAAGGAGCGCGAGCGCGAGGAGGAGCUGCUGCGCAAGCAGAACACCAAGAGGGGCUGGUGCUUCUGGAAGCAUCCGGCACCCUCCACCUCACACAUCUCCUGAAGAACCAACCCCAAACCACCACCACCUUCCCUCCCUCGCUCCCUCUCUUUUCCUCCCCCUCCCCCUCCUCCUCCUCCUCCUCCUCCUCCCAUUCAACCCACAACCUGUAGGAGCAGCCUUGUCACCAGUGUGACCUCCGCCCACUGGUGUGGUGGGUCUGUGUGAUAUAGUCUGUAAGCUAGCGCUACACUGCGUGAGACUGGCCAGUGUGUCAGGUCUGCCACGGGAGGAAUAUGCCUCGGAGGCAGCUCAGGGGGACGCCUUCAGCCAGCAGCAGCAGCAGCAGCAGCAGCAUUCUCUGUGCUGCUCAGUCAGCAAGGGAGACCGACUGUGGCUGGGGCCACAAAGCGCGGCCGUCCUGUCAUAGCUCCUGUGUGUGUGUGUGUGUGUGUGUGUGUGUGUGUGUGUGUGUGUUUGUGGGUGUGCUAGAGACUGUGCAGGAGAGGCUAGAGACUAACCCAAAGCCCCCUAGGAAAAAACAAACAAACAGACAUAGGAAUAAGCUGCCUUUUCCUUUCAAAGAUUUCUCACCGAACAAAGCCACAUGUAGUGUGUGUGUGAGUACGUGUGUCCAUGCUACUGCGUGGCUGGUUGUCCGCUGUGGAAACCUUACCCUCCCCUUCCUCAACUCUGUGAUAUUCCCUACCCACAACCCCCCCACAAUUAGUCUCAGAGAUGCACUAUACUUGAGAUUCUGAAACACCAGGAAAGAAAGGAAAAUAAAACAAACAAACAAUCGUCCACGCCCUCAGCCAGAGUGCCUGGAGCACCAAAGAGAAUCGAAACCCAUCAUUAAUGAGACUUAACAACACGCUUUACCAAACUCACCUGGGACACUUAAAUGGCAAGGCUGGAGAUGAGGGCUAUUCAACCACUGCCACUGAAGUAUUAAAACUCCCUUCUGUGUCUCCCUCACUCGUUUCCUGCUCAUCAUAAGCUGAUCGUGGACGCCACCUGCUGGAUCACCCAUUUCCCCCACAACACUAGGGGGCAGUAUCACCUCUAUUACACUGUGAAUAUUUUUUUUUUGUGUGUGCAUGUGUUCGUUUGAGGAACUGAGACGACUUGAAACAGGGACCUAAGCACCUGUGUGACUGUCUUCUCCCAGUUAACAGUAUCUGUGUAACAUCUACACUAUUGACUUUACUUUUACUUAUUUUUUUUAUUAAGGAGAUCCAGUUAACCCAUUUCUGUACAGCCAGAAACCAAAAGAAAGAGGACGUACUUCUUUUCCCCCCAUUCAGCCCUUGUUUUCUUCUGUCAUCUCUUCCCACUGCCUUUUAUCCAUCAGAGAUGAAGGGAGAGGGCACAAGAAGUACUGUAUGGCUGGAUUCAAAAUCUGCCAUCUCCAUUUUCAUUCCUGGUCUCCCUGCUACUUAACUUCACAGAGAGCAAAACAAAACACCUACCUGGGUUAGCUUAGGCUGGCUAACUGGCUACUUAAUAAGCUGAGUAAUGUGUAACUAAGUAAUUGAUGCUUCCUCUCACCACUUGCUUGUUCUGCUGGUUUUGGGUGAAUUGUUGCUUUAAUGUGAUCUCACGUGAUUGAAAAGAAGGGCACUUUCUAGUUCAUUACACACUUUUAGCUAAACAGACCUAUUUUCCUUAAGUUCAUUUUAUGAAAAAAAAAAAAAAACUUAAGGAUUCCUCAUUUUGAAGGAUGAAAUGAUGGGUUGUGAUUCUCGGCAGUGAGUGCUUCAUAGUUGUGAGGUAGUAUAAAACGAACUUGACUCUCUGCAAGUGCUGCGAACUCCUUAACAUUAUUGUGCCAUUCAAAUCUCUUCUUGGCUUGGAGAGUGUUUUUUCCUAUCCCCAGUUUAAAUUUCAGCUGUGUGUUUGCUUUUUGGAGAGAAGAAAGACAGAGAGAAAACUUUGUGGGUGUGUUCUCACUUUGUUUUGAUGUGUUUGCUCUUCUUGGUAAAAGAGUUUCCUGGUGA
Messenger RNA from Alosa sapidissima (American shad), 7946 nucleotides. It is a transcript of the gene rhobtb4, whose product is annotated as Rho related BTB domain containing 4. The record is from RefSeq and is a predicted model, not a curated record. The coding region runs from base 3802 to 6009 and encodes 735 amino acids. Gene Ontology annotation, biological process: small GTPase-mediated signal transduction. Gene Ontology annotation, molecular function: protein binding; GTP binding; GTPase activity. The transcript has 12 exons. NCBI's taxonomy places the organism in Eukaryota, Metazoa, Chordata, Actinopteri, Clupeiformes, Clupeidae.